Molecule: messenger RNA, 6707 nt
Organism: Homarus americanus (American lobster)
Lineage: Eukaryota; Metazoa; Arthropoda; Malacostraca; Decapoda; Nephropidae
Gene: car
Product: vacuolar protein sorting-associated protein 33A-like
Exons: 11
Coding region: 55-1881 (608 amino acids)
Biological process (GO): intracellular protein transport; vesicle-mediated transport
Cellular component (GO): CORVET complex; lysosome
Source: RefSeq, a predicted model, not a curated record
UGUGUUGGUUUAAUAACUUUUCUUUGUUCAGGAUAUAUAUUACUGUGUUGUGUUAUGGUGCAGAAGAUGACUGGGGGUAAAGUGGAUUUCGCCUUAAUAAAGGAAGCAACAAGGAUAGAGCUCGUUAAACUGCUAGACUCUAUUCCUGGCACUAAGGCCGUUGUGUGGGAUGAAAAGCUUGCAGGAGCCUUCAGUCAUGUUGCUGAUUAUGCCUUCCUGCGAACUCAUGAUGUUUGCAAGAUGUUUUACAUCACGGCCAAUAAGCUUCCUCCAAGCAAUGUUGCUCAUAUUAUCUUUCUUGCUCGGCCUCACACAUCGAUCAUGGAUCAAAUCAACCAGCAGUUGAGAAUGGAAGAUCUUCAAGGAAGUACCAAAAAGGAUUAUCAUUUAUGGCUGGUACCAAGGAUAUCCCUCUUGUGUGAGCGCCGACUACAAGAACAUGGAGUGCGUGGAUCAUUCACAACUGUUAGAGAGCUGCCAUUGUUGCUGUUUAGACUGGACUGUGACUUGGUGUCCAUGGAAUUGCCUCUCUGCUUUCGGGAUUUGCAGUUGGAUAGUGACCCUACAAGUGUUUUCCUGGUAGCUCAAGCUCUGAUGACCAUUCAGGGUGUUUUCGGUCUUAUUCCUAACAUAUAUGGCAAAGGUCAGUCAGCCAAGCAAGUGUAUGAACUGAUGGUUCGAAUGAGAAGAGAAAUGGGAGGAAAUGAACCACAGGUAACCCCCCAGAUAGAUCAGCUGAUUCUUAUUGAUCGCUCUGUAGACCUGAUCACACCACUGGCAACACAGCUGACAUAUGAUGGACUAAUAGACCAAUUCUAUGGCAUCAAUAAUUGUACAGUGAAAUUACCUGGAGAGAAGUUUGCACAGACUAGCUCCGACUCUCCUCCGUCUGAUGAUUCAUCAUUCAUGGACACAAAGACGGUGCAGCUCUCCUCCUUAGAGAUCCUUUAUGCAGAGAUUAGGGACUGCAACUUCUCAGCUGUGGGGCCUCGUCUUUCUCGACAUGCAAAGUCCGUGAAGGCUCAAUAUGAAGAACGCCAUGCUGCUAAAACUGUGGGGGAGUUAAAGCAGUUUGUUCAAAAAAUUCCCCAGAUGGAAGUGCACAAGCAGUCUGUAGCUACACACACUACCAUAGCUGAAUUGAUUCAAGAACAAAUUGCCUCAGGUAUUUUCCGACCCGCACUGCAGAUGGAGCAAGAGUUUUUGAAAGGACUUGAUACAGAUAAAAUAAGUCCUUUUAUAGAAGACUGCAUCGCACAGAAGGAAUCUUUGAAUACUGUGCUCAGAUUGAUCUGCCUCCAGUGUAUUGUGAAUAGUGGCUUGAAACCCAAAAUUUUGGAGCACUACAAGAGGGAUGUAAUUCACACUUAUGGAUUUGAACAUUUCCUCACCCUGGAAAACUUGGAGAAGGCUGGUCUUCUUUAUGUUCAACAAGGACGCAGCACCUAUGCUACAGUCCGCAAGACCAUGCAGCUCACAGUAGAUGAUGUCAGUGAGCACGAUCCUACAGACAUGUCUUACGUUCACUCUGGAUAUGCACCACUCAGUGCACGGCUGGUGGAGUUCUUACAGUGGCCAGGAUGGCGAGCAAUCACUGGUGUACUUCAAGUUUUGCCCGGACCAACACUGACAGAGACACAGCAACUUCCUAGUGCCCUCAGGCAAAGAAGAGGUUCAGUUGGCUCUGUGCAGAGUGGGGGAGAAGGCGGGACAGCUUUGGUGUUCUUCAUUGGGGGCUGCACACACUCAGAGAUAGCUGCCUUGCGCUUCUUAUCAUCAAGGGUUGAUCAAGGUGGGCCAGAAUAUGUCAUAGCAACCACAAAGAUUAUCAAUGGAAAUUCAUUUCUUCAGUAUCUUUCUGAUGAGCUUGGCGGCGAGUAGUCCUCUGUGUCAAAGUACAUGAAAAAUAGUUUGUAUUUUGAACAAUCAUGAAUAAGCCAAAAAUUAAGAGCAGCAACAGUAAUAAAUAAGUUUAUUGUAUGAUAAUACUGUUCAUAAUUGUUGCUGCAUGCCUAACUUAAGAAUAGCCUGAAUCUACCCAAAUAAUUAUAAUUUUUGAACUGAUGUUGCAGGUAAUCAUAAUUGUUACCAAAAUACCAUGUACAGUAAGUGAGAAAAUGAACUGGAACCACCUAUUAAGUGUUACUGUACAGUCCUAUAGAUGGUGUUAUUAUUCAAAUGGCAGUUGUCAUUUAUUAGAUAUGUGAAUUAUUCAAACUUAACCUAACAUACUAAAUUUAAGGUAAGCCAACCUUUUAGUUAUGUGAGGUUGGAUAGGUUUGGUUUAGUUUGUCAAUUUCAAGAGGUGAUUGUAAAUAUCCCAGGAAGAAUCCGAAGGAAAAACACAAAAAUGCUUAAAUUAAAAUUCCUGGGGUGGGUAUAAGUUAUUCUUAAGGUAUGGAACAACUUUUCUUUUAUACAACAAGUCUCUAAAACAUAUAAUUUAGGCACAGGAACAGUAAAGUACUAACAGUUGUACAGUACUCUACUCCUUUUGAUCUGCCUCAGUUAAGAUUUGUAACAAAUUCCUUGCGAGUUCAUUUUACAAAGUGAUUAGUAAUUACAAAUAUAUCUGGGAAAAUGAGUUGAUAAAUAUAACUUUCUUUAAUAUUUGUACAAUACUGAUUAUAUUAUUUAAUGUAGGAUUAAGAAAAGAGGUUUGUACUGUGUAUACAGUACAAUAGGGAUAAGAUGCAUUAAUAGUUAUGAUUUUUAAUCCAAGGAGAUUAUAAUGUUGAACCAUGGUGCUUUCAGUGCAUAUGUGAAAAUAUGACAAGUUGUAUGAUUGUAAAAUCAUUUAUAUUAUUUAUUUGAAAACAUUGUAUACAGUAUUUCAGUCAGCUUAUGUACAGUAAACCUAAGCAGAGUUUUUGUGAAGUUAGUUUACUUUCAUUGGAUAUAAACCUAAUGAAUCUUAUACAAAUUCUGUCAUUUGGCAAGAAUAUCUAAUGUUAAAUAAACAUAAGUGAGAUUUUGGCUUAUUUAGUAUAGUAUAGUUUACACAUACACAUAUGUGCAUCCCCUCUUUAUCACACACACACCCACACAGCCUUCCGGCUGCCAUGCUCUUUCAAUAAACCGUUAAUUAUUAUUAUUAUUAUCAUUAUUAUUACAUACACACAUCCACACACUUACUUACUUGCUUAUGGCAGUCCAUCGAAGUCAAUGACGACGUUGCUCCAGAUGAUUGAUGAGUUAUGUGUUAUUUCUCGGAUGCUACCGUAGAUGACUAUGGAGUCCAAUCCUGGAGGCGCAGAUCUUGUUGAAUAGGUGACAGGGAUGUUGUUCAUUGAGAGGAAUUGUGCCUUGAGCCCUCUGAUAUCGUUGGGCUCAUUUAGUAGCUCUCUUUUGGUUCAGUGAGGUCUCAAGUGUUUCCGCUCCUCCAUGGCAUGUUGAGUGCCAUAAUGUCUUGGAAGCCGGUGGUCUGGCAUCCUGAUAACAGGCCCAAGCCAGCACAAGUGUCUUUUGGCUAGCAUGGUUUCAAUGCUGGUCGUGUUUGAGCGAUGAUAUAGUUCUUCACUAGUCACUCUAUCUUCCCAGGAUACGCUUAAGGCAUCAAGUGUGGAACUUUUCCAGCAUUUGUAUAUGGCGUCUGUAGGGCGUCCAGGUUUCUGAGGCAUAUAAUACUGUAGCUAUACAGACCGCGAGAUAAACUGCAGUCUUCGUUCCAUAUUUAAGGUCAUUGUUGAGAAAGACUCUUGUUCUCAAACGUCCAAAUGCAGCUGAGGCUAAAUUGAUUCUGGUUUGAAUUUCCAUAUCCAGUGAGCAGGUGGGUGUGAGAGUGCUACCAAGGUACUUAAACUGGGUUACUAUUUUGAUAGGAUCUCCAUUAAUGUAGAAUUGUGGUGCUUCUAUUGGUGGAUCAAUGGGCUGAGCAAAAAUCUCAGUCUUCUGGGUGUUAAUUUGCAAACCAAGCGAGCUGUAAAUACCUGAGAUCACGUCCAGUGCACGUUGCAAAGAUUCUCUGUUACGUGUCAUUAUUGCACAGUCAUCUGCAUACUGUAGUUCUGUGACCUGAGUUGUUAAGGUCUUUGUGUAGGCUUCCAGACGUCUCAUAUUAAAAAGGCUACCUUCAAGACGGUACCGUAUGCCCACACCUGCUUCAGGCCCAAGGGCAUUGUGUGAGAGUUGUGCUACAGCCAGCAAAAAAAUGUUAAACAACACAGGUCCCAGCACACAGCCCUGUUUUAUGCCUAUUUGGACACUAAAUGGUUCUGACUGCACACCACCCACUAGUACCCAGGCUUGCAUUCCAUAAAGCAACUGGCGGAGGAUGUUUAAAUAUCUUGGUGGUACACCGACCCUCUCCAACAUAGUCCACAAAAGUUCUCUGUUUACUGUGUCGAAAGCUUUGGAGAGGUCAAUGAAGGCGGUGUAAAGGUCUACAUUUUGCUCUCGACUCUUUUCUUGAACUUGCCUAGCAGCGAAGAUCAUGUCUAUUGUACUGCGAUCCUUCCUGAAUCCACAUUGGGAUUCAGGAAGAGUGUUCUCCGUUAGGUGUUGGAUAAGUCUUGAUAACAUGACUUGACAGGAUCUUGCCAGCAACUACAAGGAGGGAGAUGCCCCUGCUGUUACCACAGAUUGCUUUGUUACCUUUAUUCUUAAAGAUUGUUAUGAUAUUUGCAUCUUUCCAAUCCUGGGGGAUGGUCUCUGUGGCCCAUAUGGUGAGUAAGAGGCUAUGGAGGCGCUCAGUCAGAUGGGGACCUCCAUGUUUGUAAAUUUCAGCAGGAAUGCCAUCAGGUCCAGCGCUCUUGUUGCUGAGCCCUCGUACUGUAUUGCAGUUUCCACUUCUUGUAGGAGUGGGGCUUCAUCCAGGAGGUGCAGGGUCGGCAUGGGUGGGAUGUUAUCCAGUGCUGUAGGUGUUAUUGGAUUAAUAUGAUUUAGAAGUGUGCUGAAGUGCUCAGCCCAUCUUACUGCAAUCAUUUGAUUGCUUUUGUAGAGUGUGGUGCCAUCUAAAGAUCUUACUGGUGUGACAUUUCUUCUUUGUGGACCAUAAAUGGACUUAACUGCCUCAUAGAAGCCGUGUGUUACUGACAUCAACAAAGGCUUGAAUUUCUUGUGAUUUUUUGACCCACCAGUCAUUUUCCAUGCUGCAUAACAGUCUUUGUGUUUCUGCAUCGUGGGCUAAUUUUUUGGUUUUGAGAAGAUCAUGGAUGGUAAUCCUCAGGUGUUGGGGUUGAAUUAUCAUGCGAAUCCUGGAUCUUAUUAUUAGCCUAUGGUCCGUGCCACAGUCUGCACCCCUCAUGGUUUAUGAUUUGCACUCUUAGGUCAUUUGGCAACUAAUAACAUAUUCAAGGAGGUGCCAUUGGUUUGAUUGGAGGAUGUUUCAUGAGGUCUUGUAUUUGGUUUUCAUCUGGAACCAGGUGUUAGUGAUCAAAAGAUUGUAUUCUGAGCACAGUGUAAGAGCAGAGUCUGUGUUUGUUCAUCUUCCCUACUCCAUGCUUGCCCAGAACUUUGUCCCAUGUUUCAUAGUUUGUUUCAAUUUUGCAUUGAAAUCCCGUAAAAGUAGAGUUUUGUCAGUUGGUGGUACAUCUGCAAGAGCAGUUUCCAAUCCAAUAUACUAUAGAAGUGGUCUUUUGUUUCUUCAUUAGCAUCAAGGGUGGGUGCAUAAGCUCUGAAGAUGGUAACAUAGCGACCUUUGACCAGAGGGAUGCGCCAUGUCAUGAAUCUUUCGUUUAUUCCAGCAGGCGUCUCAGGGAUGUUGCGAAGGAGUGAUGUUUUGACAGUGAAACCCACCCCAUAGUCACGGCGCGUGUCUUCUGGGAGCCCCCUCCAGAAAAAGGUGUAGUUCUCCCCCACUUCCGUCAGCGAGUCCUCCCACCUCAGUCGUGUUUCACUAAGAGCAGCAAUAUCUAUGUUAUAUCUCUUGAGCUCAUUAGCGACCAGGGCAGUUCUCCUCCUUGGUCUUUCUAUCUCCCCUCUGUCCAAUAAGGUUCUGACAUUCCAGGUAGCAAAAUUAAGUUCUUUCUUAAUCGGAUUAUUUUGAUUGUUUCGACUGCAUUAUGGGAUGACUCGACGGCUGCAGCGGGCCGCCCGAGCAAGAGUCAGACAGCAUUUGUUUGGGACCACCUUUUCGAGGUCCCUCCAUUAGGAAGCAGUUGGGAUCUGCUUGUCAUGAUGGAAGCUGCCGAAGAGACACACUGCCCUGUCCCAUGUCUCAGCGACCAUCACUCCACCACCGUCUACGUGCAGGUCGGAGCUAAACACUUCCAGUCACAUCCUUGACCUGUGCCCCCACUCGUUCCCAUCGCCGUAGGUCUUUUCGAGGUGAUGAUGAGAUGAUGAGGUUGAUUGGAACAAAGGGCCUGCGUAAUGAGUGGAUUUUGAGUGGGCAUGAUGGAGCGCAAACGCCACCCCCACUACCUUGGCCUUCCCGAGCAACUGUCGGUGGCAUAAGAGACCCAUGACGACCGACUGCUGAGCGGGGUCGCAGGAGUCUGCCGAGAACGCGGUUUAUUGUGCUUUGCCUAUUGCGUGACUCCAAACACAGUUUUUCGUUAGUGGUUGACUCCCGUAGUCUUGCACUUUACCAGUUAACCCACAAGACGGUGGGACGGGUUGGUGGGUGCCAGGGCAUGUCCACACGCCGGUGGGCCUCCACACCGCACCUCUGGGGCACCCACACAUACACACACCCACAACCACACACCCACACAUACACACAUCCACACCCUCACAUACACCCUCACAUACACACACCCACACAU